AUGUGGUAUCUGCAAGCCUUUCAUCCGGAGAUGGCGAUGGAGGCCGUCAUGGGCAUUUCGAUGGCGAGCGGUCUUUCAACGUCGCUGCUCCUCGAGACCGUCCUCCUCAGGUUCGGAAAAGACGGGCUGUCGUGGCCUGUCGCGGCCAAGACUGCAGCUGGCAUGAGCAUGAUAUCCAUGAUCACGAUGGAGUUGGCCGAAAACGCCGUGGAUUACCACCUCACGGGGGGCAUCGUGCAGUUGGAUGACCCGGCUUUUUGGGGUGCUGCGGCCGUCUCUGUGGCUGCUGGUUUUCUCACGCCUCUUCCGUAUAAUUACCACAGGCUGAGGAAGUUUGGCAAGGCAUGCCACUGA
Messenger RNA from Colletotrichum gloeosporioides, 354 nucleotides. RefSeq lists its product as uncharacterized. The record is from RefSeq and is a predicted model, not a curated record. Lineage: Eukaryota; Fungi; Ascomycota; Sordariomycetes; Glomerellales; Glomerellaceae. Bases 1 to 354 code for a protein of 117 amino acids. The transcript is spliced from 2 exons.